Molecule: messenger RNA, 3657 nt
Organism: Strongylocentrotus purpuratus (purple sea urchin)
Lineage: Eukaryota; Metazoa; Echinodermata; Echinoidea; Camarodonta; Strongylocentrotidae
Product: laccase
Exons: 11
Coding region: 193-2043 (616 amino acids)
Biological process (GO): iron ion transport
Cellular component (GO): plasma membrane
Molecular function (GO): copper ion binding; oxidoreductase activity
Source: RefSeq, a predicted model, not a curated record
CGUUCGUGUCGUUAUCUUGAAAUCUGACAAUAUCAUUAUAUAAGGCUUUCGUUAGUUUUGAGUGUAACAGUUGGAAAAGUGAACAUCAGAACAGCUCCUUUCACGAGAGUUGAACCAGAGUAUUAAAAACAGGAGCGCACUGAUUUCUUGUGAUCCUCCAUGUGAUUUCCGCUUCCUGUGGAUAAAACGAUAAUGCGGAAACUUAUCUGCCCCGUGCUUUCCAUGUUGUUUAUUGCAACGGUUGUUCAAGGUUAUUGGAUAAACGAUCUGGACCAUCCAUGUUUAAGAGAAUGUACUGGAGGUGAACCUAUGACGUGCGAGUACGACUGGACUAUUGAAUCAUAUUACUCCAUGUCACGUGCUUGCUACCAAUGUCCAUUCAAUGAGUUCGAUUGCCACCGGCCUCACUGUAUACCCAUGGCCGGUUAUGCCAGACCCGUCUACUCGGUUAACCGUCGGCAACCCGGACCGAGUAUCCAGGUUUGUGAAAAUGAUAUCAUCAGGGUUCGUGUGCACAACCGAUUGCAGAACGAAGAAGCUGAAAGUAUUCACUGGCAUGGGUUCCAUAUGCGAGGCACUCAGCACAUGGACGGGGUAUCAAGAGUUACCCAAUGCCCUAUCAAUGCAGGUCAUGAUUUCACUUAUGAGUUCAAAGCAGAACAGCCAGGUACCCACUGGUGGCAUUCUCAUGCUGGUGUUCAUCGUGCAGACGGUAUAUAUGGUUCGUUAAUAGUUCGGCAAUCAUCGGAAUCCGAUCCUCAUCGAGCGCUGUAUGAUAAAGACGACCCAUACCACGUGAUCACUAUCAAGGAAUGGUCGAAGUCCAUGGCGAUAACCAUUUCUACUGCCGGGCAGAGUGGUGUUGCGAUAAAUGCAAAUGAUGGAAUAUUGAUCAACGGAAGAGGAACAAACCAAGUACUCAGUAACUCUGGCAACACCACUGCGACAGUCGAUCAUCAUGUCGUUUAUGUCACCUCAGGUCAAAGGUAUCGCUUCCGGGUUAUAAGUGCCGCCAACGAUGUCUGCCCGUUGUCCAUCUCGGUUGAUAAUCAUAAGCUGAAAGUGAUAGCAAUGGAUGGUGCCCCAGUGAAUCCAAUCGAUGUGGAUAGGAUCACCCUCUUCUCCGCAGAGAGAUAUGACUUCAUCUUAAACGCUGACCAGAGACCUACUAACUACUGGAUUCGGGUUGCUGGGCUAAUUACUUGCGCCCAACACCAGGAACUGGGUAUUUUACGGUAUGCAGGCACACCUCCCGGUUCCAAACCAAUGAGUGACAAGAACCUAAGAGCAGGAGGCAAGGUUCUUAAUCCAGAGACAGCACUUCGUGAUCCUGAGACGGUACUAGUGUCAGAUCUCACCGAUGCCGAUGAAAAAGAAGAUGACCUAAGCCAUGCUAAUGUCACUCACUAUCUCGAGCUGAAUGCUGUUUCCCGCAACAAGGCAAAGUCGGUUCAUCAUCCUGUCUUCUACCCAUACGAGCUAGCUGGAACAGAUACUUACAGUCUCACAAAUCUUCCCAUCAUCAACAAUAUUACCAUGAAUUUCCCAGGAAUACCAUUGCUGUCCCAUUGGCGUGAUGUAGACGAGGCAUCGUGGUGCAACAAAGACUCGCUGCGGACAUCGCGCAAAGACUGCUCACGAGAGGCAUGCGAGUGCACACAUCGGAUUGACAUCAAAUACAAUCAGGUGGUGGAGCUGGUGUAUGUGAACACCUUAAACCUUGUACCACAUCCGAUGCACAUACAUGGAUACUAUUUUGAGGUUCUUGGAAUGGACACCAUGUGGGAAUAUUUCACCGUCGAGGAUUUUAAACGACUGGACGCUCAAGGAAAAAUCUCCCGUAACCUGAAGAACCCUCCGAGGAAAGACACCAUCAUGAUACCAGUUGGAGGGUAUAUGAUAGCAAGGUUCAGAGCUGAUAAUCCUGGCUGGUGGCUGAUGCAUUGCCACUUCGACACCCACUUCGCGCUGGGAAUGGCGUUGGUUUUCCAUGUAGAAGGACCAGUUCCCCCGCCACCUGCCUCUAUGCCUGUCUGUAAUUGAUCCUCAUCGUCAUUGGCAUCUUGUAGAGUAUAGUAACACGUUGCUGACCCUAACCCAGGGCCAUCGGAGCGUCUUUCAAAUGGGGGGGGGGGGGGAGCAAAAAAGGGGCAUUUUCUGGAAAGAGAACAGAAAAGGGGGUACCUAUACAAAGGGUACCUAUUUGGAAGCGAAAAAGUACAAUUUGUUGCCACUUGGUAAUAAUUUCUAAAAUGUAUACAUUAUUUGGGUCAAGGUUACUUAUUCAGCACCAUACAUCGCAGUUGUGUGUGAUAUAAAGAUUCAUUUGAGAGCGAGUGAAGCGUGAAAGAAAAUGAAAUAUUAUUGACUUGUCUAAAUGAAUAAGAAGCCCAAGAUGCUUUUUGAACGUGUCGCCUAAAUGUUUUAGCAAAUAAAUGUCAACGAUAUUGGUCUAUAAUUUUUGAGAAAAGGACAUCUUCAUCUUUCUUUAGAAUUUAAGUGAUUACUCCGUUUCUUUGCCAUUGUGACCCUUUUCUAUAGAAUAAUUAUAAAAAUCCAAUGCCCUAUCAGAAAAUGUCUGACCAAAACACAAUAUUGGAUUUUACUGGCAAUCAAUCGAUCCCAGGUGUUUUGUUAUGUUUCAUUGAAAGAAUCGUAUCAUACAACUCUUUUUUGUUAUGGGUUGUUGUUGUUGUUUGUAUUUUUGUAUUUAGUAUACUAUUAAUAUUGUCUAAUGUCUGUCAAAUCAUUUUUCGUUGAGAAAACUAUGCGCCUGUCCUUCCGAUAGAGUCCACUGCGGGGAAUGUACCAUUCUGGCUAGCGUCAUUUUUUUCUGCGGCACAGAAAAAAGAGGUCUUGAUUUAACCCUAACCCUAACCCUAACCCUAAACUUUCCCAUAGGCUCAACACGCACCUAACCCCAAUCUGUGCCGCAGAAAAAAAAUAACGCUUCCGGCUAACCCUGCUGCGUACGUUGUGUGAGCUUCUCAGAUACAGCAUGACGUCAUAAUGUUUAUCCUGAUCGGCCGAUGUCGUCCUGUCAAGGACGAUAAAAACAUAGAUCCCUGUUUUGUGGACAGGGAUGGGCCUUUAAUUUGUUAUAGGUCCUUCUAAAACUUGUUUUAUAUCUUCAUCUUAUCUAGGGAUAUCUAUUUUAUUAAAACAAAUAAUCGAUGUCAUUUUUAUCUAAAUUCUGCUUCUGUUAUGGUAUCUUGCAGAAAUAAAAACUUUAUAAAUCUGUAACUGAAUUUAAAAGUCAAAUAUAUGCAAAAGUAUUUUUGUAAUAAAAUUCAAAUAGAUCAAAUGAAAUAUUAUAAACGAAACUUGUUUUUUAUGUAACAAAACGUCAGGGCCCUGUCUUACAAAGAGUUGAUAUCAAUCGCACCUUAUUUGCGAUUGACAUUUGACAAACUUGUUUUUAUCUUCUUAUUAUCUAGGGAUAUCUAUUUUAUUUAAAAAAAAUAAUCGAUGUCAUUUUUAUCUAAAUUCUGCUUCUGUUAUGGUAUCUUGCAAAAAUAGAAACUGUAUAAAUCUGUAAUUGAAUUUAUAAGUCAAAUAUAUGCAAAAGUAUUUUUGUAAUAAAAUUCAAAUACUAGAUCAAAUGAAAUAUUAACAAAACUUGUUUCUUAUGUAACAGAACGUCAGGGCCCUGUCUUA